AGUGACUCACAGAGCGAGGCGGCCGUUCACAUCAGAGCCCAGAAACUCUCUAACCUCCGCCGUCACUGGACUUCACAUCAUGAAGCUUUCUGCUGCUUUCCGCCACGCUUGCCGGACCCACCGGUGUGGAACCGGACAGGUGAAGGUGUUCGGACCGCGGAGAAGCCCCACGACCCGUGGAGAGAUGAGUGUCUGUUUGCCGGUUAGAGAAACUCACUUUACCUCCGGCGGCGGCGGCGGCAGUGGGAGCUCCGUUCAGCCCCUCAGCCUUCAGAAACAGAAAACCCUCAGCGCUGCACAUGAAAACGCCACUAGGGAGAUCAUCCAGAGGAGCAGAGAGGAGCUCGCUUCUGUGGUCAAAGCCCAUCCAGCCAUCAAACCCACACUGGCCAUCUUACAGGCUGGUGAAGAUGAUAGUCUGCUGGAGAUGAAUAAGAAGAUGGCUGGCAAGGUAGGCCUGAACGUGAUGCAGAUAUGUCUCCCACGACAGUGCACAGAGGAAGAGGUUUUGGAGGAAGUCCUGAGGCUGAACGAGGACCCGAACGUUCAUGGUGUGUUCCUGUGUCUUCCCCCCUCAUUGCUCUCCAGGAAAAUAAUCAACAUCAUGAAACCUGAGAAGGAUGUGGACGGGGUUUCAGAUCUGAAUGUGGGACGUCUGGUUUCAGGAGCUCUUUCUGAAGGGCUUCCCUCACCUGUAGCUGGAGCUGUGCUGGAACUGCUGGCCAGACAUGAUGCUCCUCUGGCUGGAAAGACAGCAGUGCUGGUUGGUCUAGAAGGGCCUCUGAAGGUGGUUCUCCAGGUCCUCCUGCAGAGUGAUGGAAUGGAAGUCCAGACUAGCCUCUGGAGCUCAGACAGUCUGCAGAAACAGAUCAAGCGAGCAGAUGUAGUUGUUGUAAUGGGGACUGGAAGCGUGGAACUCCCACCCAGCUGGUUCAAACCAGGGGUGACCCUCAUUAACUGUGGCUCAGCCUUAAUGCCAGAGUCCCCAGCCAGUGAGGAGAGGAGGAUGGAUGCUGAAAGCUGGGCAGAGAUUGGCUCAAUAAGCGCAGCCUUAAGGAUGCAGAACGUGGUGAGGAGCAGCAUGAGGUGGGUGGAAAAUCAGCAGUAUCAGCCAUGGACGCUUCGCCCACUUAAGCUCCAGCCACUAUCACCUGUGCCCAGUGAUAUAGAGAUCUCCAGAGCUCAGACCCCAAAGCCCAUAGUGCAGCUUGCUGAGGAGAUUGGCCUACUGCCGGAGGAGCUGGAGGCUUACGGCCGCACCAAGGCUAAAGUUCGUCUGUCUCUGCUCACACGCCUGCAGCACCAGCCCAACGGCAAAUACGUCCUGGUGGCAGGCAUCACUCCUACACCUCUUGGCGAGGGCAAAAGCACAGUGACCAUCGGUCUGGUCCAGGCACUUUCUGCUCACCUGAAACUCAACUCUUUUGCCUGCCUCAGACAGCCCUCUCAAGGCCCCACGUUUGGAGUCAAAGGAGGGGCUGCAGGUGGGGGCUAUGCUCAAGUCAUCCCUAUGGAAGAGUUUAAUCUCCACCUCACUGGUGAUAUCCAUGCCAUUACUGCAGCUAACAACCUGGUGGCAGCAGCUGUUGAUGCCCGCAUCCUGCACGAAGCUACCCAGUCAGACAAGGCCUUGUAUAACAGACUUGUGCCAUCUGUUAAUGGAGUGAGACGCUUCUCUCCAAUACAGCUGGGCAGACUGCAGCGUCUUGGAAUCAACAAAUCUGACCCCAGUGCCCUCACGCCAGAGGAGGUCAGCUCCUUCGUCCGUCUUGACCUUGACCCGGCGAAGGUCACUUGGCAGAGGGUGGUGGACACCAACGACCGUUUUCUGCGGAAAAUUACAGUUGGGCAAGCGAACACUGAAAAAGGCCACAGCCGACAGACGCAGUUCGAUAUUGCUGUGGCCAGUGAGAUCAUGGCUAUUCUGGCCCUGACUGAUGGGCUGGCUGACAUGAAGUCCAGGCUGGGCCGCAUGGUAGUGGGCAGCAGCCGGAGUGGGCAGCCAGUAACUGCAGAUGACCUUGGUGUAACUGGAGCGCUCGCUGUGCUGAUGAAAGAUGCCAUCAAACCCACCCUGAUGCAAACACUAGAGGGCACGCCAGUGUUUGUGCAUGCUGGACCAUUUGCUAACAUCGCCCAUGGCAACUCGUCUGUGCUGGCAGACCAACUGGCUCUCAAGCUGGUCGGAAAGGAAGGCUAUGUGGUGACAGAGGCAGGGUUUGGAGCAGAUAUUGGUAUGGAGAAGUUCUUUAAUAUUAAAUGUCAUGCCUCUGGACUGAAGCCUGAUGUUGUGGUGUUGGUGGCCACCAUCAGAGCACUGAAGAUGCAUGGAGGAGGUCCCAGUGUAACAGCAGGGGCACCACUUCCUAAGGAAUACAUUGAUGAGAAUCUGCAGCUGGUCUCAGAAGGCUGUAGUAAUCUGAAGAAGCAGAUUGAGAUCGCUCGCCUGUUUGGAGUUCCAGUGGUGGUGGCUCUCAAUAUCUUUAAGACUGACACAGAGGCAGAGAUUGACCUAGUCUGUCGCAUCGCAGAGGCUUCUGGGGCUUCGGCUGCUGUGCCAUGUCAUCACUGGGCGAGGGGAGGGCGGGGCUCAGUGGAGCUGGCACACGCCGUGAAGGAAGCUGCGGCUCAGGAGAGUAAUUUCCGCUUCCUGUAUAGCCUGCAGACACCCAUUGUGGAGAAGAUUCGUACAAUCGCGCGGAAAGUUUAUGGGGCUGAUGACAUUGAGCUGUCACCUGAAGCCCAAGCUAAGAUCGAAUACUACAAUCAACAGGGUUUUGACACGUUGCCUGUCUGCAUGGCCAAGACCCACCUGUCUCUCUCUCACAUGCCGGACAAAAAGGGCGUGCCCACUGGCUUCAUUCUGCCAAUCAGAGAUGUCCGAGCCAGCAUUGGAGCGGGGUUUAUCUACCCGCUGGUUGGAACAAUGAGCACGAUGCCAGGCUUGCCCACGCGCCCCUGUUUCUAUGACAUCGACCUUGAUCCGAAUACUGAGGAGAUAACAGGCCUGUUCUGAGCUUCCUCACAGCAAGCGGACUCUCAGCAGUCGUCUUCUGUUGUCCGCGGAGAGGGUUCAAGCGACCUGCAUGAAACCUGAUGCCGUUGCCACUGUGGCUCAUAGAGGACCAAUGCCCAAUGCCUGUUCACAUACAUCUGAGCAGCUUUUUUUUUUCCUUCUUUUACAUUUAUGAACCACAUGCUUUUUGAAAAUGCGCACAAUGGAAGAUGGAAAACUUGCAUUGAAUUUUAUUCGUAAUAAUAAUUUUUACCAAAGAUUUCCCUUGUAAUUGCAACUCCAGUUAACAGUGAGGUAAUAGAGACAUAAGAUAUUUUUCCAGGUUCAUUUUUUAAACAGGUCAUUUUCUGAAGCAUAUGACUGUUACUGUUCUGUUCAAAGGGUCAGUUUCUCAAGCAAGGAUUAAGCCUAGUUCUGGACAUUUUCCCUUCAGUUGAGAAUCUCCAUUCAAUGUGCAUUCCAUGACUGGGCUUAAUCCCUGUCCAUUAAACUGACUCUGUUUUGGACAUUCAUCAGUGGUUUUAUAUCUGGAGCCUUUUACAGCUGUUAUCUUUCUGUACUUUAAUUUAGCAUUAACACUUUUAAUUUUUAAAAAAAUAAGGUCUGCCUAAUGUCUUACGCACAAUGCCUUGUAGGCAAUUUUACACUUUCUGUCAAUGCAUGUCUUAAUGUGUAGCUGCUGUAUGAUGUGAUGAAAAUUUGUUUUUCUGUUCCCUGUUUCAGUGUUUUGUAAUACAU
Molecule: messenger RNA, 3754 nt
Organism: Colossoma macropomum (tambaqui)
Lineage: Eukaryota; Metazoa; Chordata; Actinopteri; Characiformes; Serrasalmidae
Gene: mthfd1l
Product: methylenetetrahydrofolate dehydrogenase (NADP+ dependent) 1 like
Exons: 28
Coding region: 80-3016 (978 amino acids)
Biological process (GO): tetrahydrofolate interconversion
Cellular component (GO): cytosol
Molecular function (GO): methylenetetrahydrofolate dehydrogenase (NADP+) activity; methenyltetrahydrofolate cyclohydrolase activity; formate-tetrahydrofolate ligase activity
Source: RefSeq, a predicted model, not a curated record